AUGGCUGACCCUUCUUCCUCGUCCUCUGCUUCUGCUUCUUCCCAGCAAGAUGGAUCAGACUUCCUCCCCAGCAAUACUUGGUGGAAUCGUUCCGUCAACUUCUUCCGCAUGAUCACCGGUCGCAUGUCCCCCGGAGGCGCUCAGAAGUACUGGGCCGAUGCAGACGACCGAUAUAGCGCAUUCGAUUGCAAACGUUGCGAAGAGAGCCGGGAUUACCUGUUGAAAUACUCUCCAAUAAUCCGAUUCAUGAACGAGAAUAUCCAGAAACUGGGCGGCGAGUUGGGACCACAGAAUAUCCACUGCAGGACGUGCAGAGGCGACGAGGAGAAGAUGCAAGGAGGCUUUGACCAUAAAUACGGCAUCAAGAUAUGCGCAAAUUACGUGCAGGAACGGUCUGUCCUGGAGGAUGUCCUGGCGCAUGAGAUGGUGCACGCCUAUGACCAUCUGCGCUUCAAGACGAAUUUGACCCUGGAAGAUGAUCUGAGGCAUGCGGCGUGCUCAGAGGUCGGUCUCCGCCAAAGUGGCAAGACAUGUCAAGCUAAUGGAGUCACGCAGAUUCGAGCCAGCAACCUCAGCGGCGAAUGUCGCUGGGCCAACGAGUUCUUCCGCAACAAGAUCCUUUCUUUCACAAACCAUCACCAGGACUGCGUUCGACGAAGAGCGAUAAUCUCGGUCAUGGGUCGACCGAACUGUAAAGACGACGUGCAGGCUGUCAAAGUGGUCAAUGAGGUGUGGGACAGCUGUUUUCGGGAUACGAGACCGUUCGAUGAAAUAUACCGGUGA
Messenger RNA from Fonsecaea multimorphosa CBS 102226, 783 nucleotides. RefSeq lists its product as uncharacterized. The record is from RefSeq and is a predicted model, not a curated record. NCBI's taxonomy places the organism in Eukaryota, Fungi, Ascomycota, Eurotiomycetes, Chaetothyriales, Herpotrichiellaceae. Gene Ontology annotation, biological process: mitochondrial proton-transporting ATP synthase complex assembly; mitochondrial protein processing. The transcript has a single exon. The coding region runs from base 1 to 783 and encodes 260 amino acids. Gene Ontology annotation, cellular component: extrinsic component of mitochondrial inner membrane. Gene Ontology annotation, molecular function: metalloendopeptidase activity.